Molecule: messenger RNA, 3871 nt
Organism: Nicotiana tabacum (common tobacco)
Lineage: Eukaryota; Viridiplantae; Streptophyta; Magnoliopsida; Solanales; Solanaceae
Product: pentatricopeptide repeat-containing protein At2g27610-like
Biological process (GO): RNA modification
Molecular function (GO): protein binding; RNA binding
Source: RefSeq, a predicted model, not a curated record
UUCCAACAUUGCAUUUUGAAAAGAAAAAAAAAAACUACUGUCGGGUGCGGACAGUGCUUCUUUCAUUUAAUGAACUUGAAUUCAUCGAAUCCAGAUAGUGAAUUCGGAAUACCAUAUAGCUGAAACAAAAAAUACUACUAAGAGAGAAGGGUGCGAAAAAAGAUAAGUUCCUUCUUUUUCAACAUAGAGAUAAGAUAAGAGAGAGAGAGAGCUAUUUUCAUUGUUUUGAAGAAAAAAUAAGUUAUUUUUACUGAACUUUUCUUUGAUCAAAUGGAUAUUAUGGUCCCAUACAGGAAAAGCCCUCUUAAUUCUCUCAUUCAUACUUCCCAGCGGUAAAUACUAUAGGGAAGCUUCGAAUGUGUAAAGCACGAAAGCUGAAUGCUUGUUUCACACCCAUUUGUAUGCCAACCAGAUGUUUGAUAUAGUUCCUGAACGAAGUAUAUAUGCUGAAUAUCGUAGUCCAUGAGCUUCAAUGCACCAAAUAUCACAUAUGAAUUGUCAGUCCUCUGCUAAAUGUGGGAUUCUUGAAGCUAAUCAUUUCUGUCCAGUUUUUCAAUGCCAGUUGCCCACUAUUCCUUCAAGUAACAGAGUAGUUGUAUCGAGAUCACAAUUGUCGUUGCCAAAUAUCAAGAGAAAUAAUGGGGUUGUUUGUAACAAGAUGCUUGAAACUAGUGUUAGUUCUGAAGCUUCCAUCAAAGCUCAAGUCCAAAAACUGGUUGAUCUACUCCAUGUAUGCGCUGAUGAAGAGUUAUUAGAUGAAAGCAAAGCCAUUCAUGGUUAUAUUCUGAAGUCUGAUUUUUCAGAUAAUAACUUGUUGCUGUUGCUUAAUCAUGUAUCACACGCAUAUUCGAAAUGCUCAGAGUUUGGCUCUUGUCAGGUAUUGUUUGAUAAAAUGUUGCAGAAGAAUGUCUUCUCUUGGACUGUCAUGAUUGUGGGAUCAAUAGAAAAUGGAUUUUUCUAUGAUGGGUUCAAAUACUUCCGAGAGAUGCUAGAGUACGGAAUGCUGCCAGAUGGAUUUGCUUACUCGGCUGCAUUGCGGUUGUGCGUUGCUUUAGGCAGCCUUGAAUUGUGUAAAAUGGUACAUGCUCAGAUUGUUGUGAGAGGCUUUACUUCAAAUGUUAUUAUUAAUACAUCACUUCUUAACAUAUAUGCAAAGUUGGGGAAUGUUGAGGCUUCAUCUCUGGUUUUCAACAGUAUGAGUGAAAGGAAUGCAGUCUCUUGGAAUACAAUAAUAUCAGGACUUACUGCUAAUGGUCUUCAUUUGGAAGCGUUUAAUCGUUUUCUUGAAAUGAAAAAUAAAGGAUUUUCCCCAGAUGUAUACACUUUAGUUGGUGUAAUGAAGGCAGUCGGGAGUUUAGGUGAUAUUGGCAAGGGUAAGGUAGUCCAUAGCUGUGUUUGUGAGUUAGGUAUGGAUUCUAAUGUUGUUGUAGGCACUGCACUGAUUGAUAUGUAUGCUGAAUGCGGUGCUUUAUGUGAGGCAAAGACUGUUUUUGAUUCUAAUUUCAGCAAUUGUGGAGUAAAUAUGCCAUGGAACGCAAUGAUUUCUGGUUAUACACGGUGUAGAUGUAGCCAAGAAGCUUUACAGCUAUAUGUUAAUAUGUGUAAAAAGAAUGUUAGGUCUGAUAUUUACACUUACUGUAGUCUGUUCGACGCGAUAGCUGAAUCAAAAUGUUCCAAGUUUUUAAUGGAGGUUCAUGCGGCGGUUCUUAAAUCUGAAUAUGAUAAUAUAUCCCUUAGUGUGCAGAAUGCAAUUGCAGAUGCUUAUGCUAAAUGUGGGUCUCUUGAGGGUGUAAGGAAGAUCUUUGACAGAAUGGAACAAAGAGACAUAGUGUCUUGGACCACUCUUGUGACUGCAUAUUCUCAAGGUUCCCAAUGGGAGGCAGCUAUAGCCGUUUUUUCUCAGAUGAGGGAAGAAGGCUGUGCAGUCAAUCAGUAUACUUUGGCUAGCACCCUUGUUGCAUGCGCUAGCCUAUGCUAUCUUGAGUACGGUCGGCAACUUCAUGGGCUCCAGUACAAAACUGGGUUACAGAAUGAAAGUUGCAUAGAAAGUGCACUAGUAGAUAUGUAUGCCAAGUGUGGGAGCAUAACUGAGGCAGAAAAGGUAUUUGGUUGUAUUUCCAAUGCUGAUGCUGUUUCUUGGACUGCCAUGAUAUCUGGGUAUGCCCAACAUGGUUCUGUAUUUUGUGCACUUGAACUAUUCAAGAAAAUGGAGCAAUUGGGCAUUAAACCCACUGCAGUUACAUUAUUGAGCAUUUUGUUUGCUUGUAGCCAUGGUGGAUUGGUUAAAGAAGGUCUUCACUUUUUUUGGUCAAUGGGUAAAAGGUAUAAUUUGGUACCAGAGAUGCAGCAUUAUGCUUGUGUGGUUGACCUCCUUGGCCGUGUGGGUCUUCUAAUUGAAGCGUUCGAAUUUAUUGGAAAAAUGCCUGUUGAACCGGAUGAAAUGGUUUGGCAAUCACUGUUAAGUGCAUGUAGGAUUCAUAGAGAUUCUGAGCUGGGAGAAAUAGCUGCCAAGAAAAUCCUUUCUGUUUGCCCUCAAUAUUCAGCUACAUAUGUUCUUUUAUCCAAUACAUAUAUGGAAACUGGGAAUUUUAGAGAGGGAAUUGACCUGAGAAAUGUUAUGAAAAAGCAAGGGGUUAAAAAGGAGCCAGGCUUUAGUUGGAUUACUAUUAACGGUAAAGCCCAUAAAUUUUAUGCAAGCGAUCAGGAACACCCAGAGAAAAAAAGCAUUUAUCUUAUGCUGGAAGAAUUAAGGGUGGAUAUGAAGGCUUUGGGUUAUAAACCAGAUUUCAGAUCUGUUUUAACAUCUGGAGAUUGAAAUAGCACCUUGUAGCAACUAGUUAGGGGAGUCAACAUAUGAAAGUAUUGGGAGAUGACUUAGGAGAAAGAGUCAUUAUGAUGCAAGCUUUGUACUUGAGGAACGUCUCAUAUGAAAAGCGAUCAUUUUGGUGCUAGUAGUACUUGAAUUGCUUCUGUUGUGAAGGUUGUCCGAUGGGGCAGAUCCGUAUAUGCUAACAUCCAGAAAUUCAUCCAGUUUCAGCUAACUGUUAACGUUGCUGCUCUAAUAAUUAAUGUUGUUGCUGCAGUUUCUGCUGGUGAUGUCCCAUUGAAUGCUGUUCAUCUACUUUGGGUAAAUCUUAUUAUGGACACCAUGGGUGCACUUGCACUGGCCAUAGAACCACCAACUGAUCAUCUAAUGCGCCGAGCUCCUGUUGUUCGAAGGGAACCUCUCGUCACCAAUAUCAUGUGGAGAAACCUAAUAAUACAGGCUCUGUAUCAAGUUACAGUUCUCCUAAUCCUCAAUUUUCGAGUUGAACAAAUUUUGCAUUUAGAGCAUGAGACGAGGUAGUGCGCUGUUAAAGUGAAGAAUACCUUGAUUUUCAAUGCUUUUGUCCUAUGUCAGAUUUUCAAUGAAUUCAUGCUCGGAAGCCAGAUGAGAUGUAUUCAGAGGAGUCCACAAAAAUCAUCUAUUCAUUUCAAUCGUCUGCCUCACAUUGGUGCUUCAGGUUAUCAUAAUAUUCUUUCUUGGAAAAUUCGUUUCAACUGUGAGACUGAGUUGGCAAUUUUGGCUUGUUUCAAUAGCCGUUGGACUUAUAAGCUGGCCCCUUGCUGCUCUUGGGAAGUUGAUACCUGUCCCUGAGAAGCCAUUUGGGGAGUACUUCUCCAAGAAAUUACCGAAACGAAGAAAUCAACUAGAGUGUUCAUAGAUAUUUAUACACACGCAAAAUUAACUAACAAAAGUGUCUGUUUUGUUAGGGUGGCAUUUCUUUUGCUGCUGUACAUAAAUUUGCUGCUAAUAUUUUACUAGUUCUUGGGUCAUUUUGUGAAUGUAGUAGAACAGUAUAAAUAUAUUUUUUGAAUGCCUCUUUAAAUU